Molecule: messenger RNA, 4270 nt
Organism: Acanthoscelides obtectus
Lineage: Eukaryota; Metazoa; Arthropoda; Insecta; Coleoptera; Chrysomelidae
Source: the annotation of a GenBank genome assembly
GACCAAAUAGCGCGUCUUGAAAAGGUUGUGUCCUACAUGAGGUUACGUUAUGUUUAGUUCAAGUGAUAGACGAUUGAAAAUUCGCUUCUGACGAUAUUUUUUCGCAAUAGUGCGACAGUUCUUCGAUUGUGUCUGAAGAGUAGUGAAUGGGAAUAAAACGAGAGAGAAAAGAAGGAAAGGAAAAAAGUGAAAAAGAGGAUUAAAAAGUAAGAAAUGUUGACAUGGUGUGAUGUUAAACAAUGGGAACAAGUGUUAAGUCUUUAUUUAUUCUCGAUUAGAUAUCAUAAUUGAAUGGCGAUGGAUCAGUCUGUCUUGUGAGUGGGUCCAAGAAAGAGAUCAGCGUUGAUGCGACGGUCACAGUGACGAUGUUCCGCGAUGGAUCACUGUGAAAAAGAGAAACGGAAACAGAACCCCAGGGAGAGGGCUAACAUCCUAUCGCUGCUCACCUUUGUAUACACAAGAGGAUUAUUCAGGAAAGCAUUGAAGAAUGACUUGGAAGAAAAAGACCUAUACGAGGUGCUCAGAAAAAUUGGCUCGAAAAGAUGUGGAGACAAAAUAGAACGGCAAUGGAUACUGGAGAACAAGCGAGAAACCAAGCAUCCGUCAAUAUAUCAUUUGAUGUGGAAAAGGUUUGGAUGGAGGUAUCUAUGUAUUGGAAUGGUUCACUUGGCCUUUAGGGUACUUACCAGUAUUUUGGAGCCUCUAGCGAUGAGCAAUCUAGUAUCAUACUUCAAGCCUAAUCAAACGACAAUGACCAAAAACGAAGCCUACUACUAUGCAGCUAUGAUCCUCUGUUUGAAUUUGGUUCAAUGCGUAUACAUACAUAACUACAUCAUAUGGGUGCAACAACUAGGUAUUGAGAUCAAGACUGCUUUCUCCUCGCUGUUGUAUAGGAAGUCGUUGAGGCUGACACCUUCUGCUAUCUCGGAUAUAUCCUUGGGAAACAUCGUCACACUGAUAACAAAGGACGUCUACUCUUUCCAACAGGCUAUCUGGAUGAUCAAUGACACUUGGAUUGGCGUUCUGCAGACCUGUGUCAUCUGUUAUUUGCUUUAUUCAAAAAUUGGCGUUAUUUCGUUCAUUGGAAUUGGAUUUCUGCUUGCAGUUAUGCCUGUUCAGAUUGCAAUUGGAAAAUACGUCAGCAAGUUGCGAUUGAUUGUUGGAAAGAAAACAGAUGAAAGGCUGCAAAUCACCCAGGAAGCAUUAUCAACUAUAAGAAUCAUAAAAAUGUACACUUGGGAGAGGUUUUUCAGUGAUAAAGUCAAUCAAGCAAGGAAAAAUGAGGUGAGCAAGAUGCUGCUAGGCUUCUAUCUCCGACUCAUGAUCGUCAUACUGGGCAUACUGUUCAGCAAACUAGGUUUUUACGCUCUGAUAAUGUCAUACUCAUGGUUAGGCUACAAAACGAAUGCAGAACUGGUAUUCUUUAUUCUAGCUAUAUUUAAAGAUCUGAGGCACUGUUUAGGAGUUGGAAUUCCGUAUGGAAUGGGUCGAGCAGCAGAACUAUAUUCUUCCAUAGUUCGCAUAAACCGAGUGCUCCAAGGUGAAGAGCUGCAUCCAAAUUAUGGAAACGACCAUGCUACAGACAAACCCCUGAUAGAAUUGAAAGAUGCCACUGUUCACAUCAAAGAAACUGAGAUCCUAAAGAACAUUUCUUUCCGAACUGACUCUGGAUUGACUUUGGUCACUGGGACUGUGGGGUCAGGAAAGAGUUCCUUAUUGAAGACUAUGUUGCAGGACUAUCCUUUGACUAGUGGGCAAUUGAUCACUAGGGGAAGGAUGUCUUACGCAUCUCAGGAUCCUUGGCUAUUUCCUUCUUCCAUUAGGCAAAAUAUUUUGUUUGGACAGAAGUAUGAUGAGAAGAGGUACAGAGAAGUCGUAAGGGUAUGCGCUUUGGAAUACGAUUUUAGUCUGUUUGAUAAAGGUGAUGAAACUAUAGUCUCUGACAGGGGUCGAAACCUAAGCAAAGGGCAGCAAGCCAGAGUUAACUUAGCCAGAGCUAUAUAUAAGGAGAGUGAGAUAUAUCUCUUGGAUGACUCCUUAACAGCCUUGGAUGCGCAUGUCCAAGAUUUCAUCUUCUACGAAUGUAUCAAGAAGUUCCUCAAGGAUAAAAUCUGCAUUCUGGUAACUCAGACUGCUGGUCAUAUCCAAGAGGCAGACACUGUGGUCAUACUGAAUGGUGGGAAAAUAAAAUCUUGUGGCAAACCUGACGAACAUGUACUGCAAGAAAUUAAUAAAUUGAUUGUUGAAGACGACGACUUAGAGAAAGAGGUCAUUGAAGAGAAAGAAGCAGUUAAAGAAGAAAAGGACGAGAAAACACAUUUGUUGGAAACUGAACAAGUCGUUGCAAAAAAGAAAGUAUAUGAAGAGAUCAACAAAAAAGGAGAUGUAGAUUUUGCAGUCUAUAGGAAGUAUUUGAUGUUCGGUGGCGGAAUGUGUCUCAUGAUUUUGAAUCUAAUUUUAUUUGGUUUAGCUCAAGGAACUGAGAGUUAUUCCGAUCAGUUGUUGACACAGUGGGUGGACCAUCAGCACAUAGUAGAACUUCUUGAAAAGAACCUUACAUACUUGACCGAAGAAAACUCAACAUUAAUGUAUCCACAGGACAACUUCACUCUCCUGGACAACACAUACAAUAUAACACAUCUUGAAAAGGUCAUCGAGGAAGCCAAAUACAAAGAGGGCUUCACUUUGAAGCUCUGCUCAACGAUGAUUAUAGUUUCAACGGUUCUCACUUUGAUUAAGACUUACACUCUGUUUGACUUUUGCAAAAGGGCGUCGAUCAACGUUCACAAGGCAAUCGUCAAACAUAUAGUUUACGCAGUGAUGUCUUUCUUUGACACUCACUUCAUAGGGAAUAUCCUGAAUAGGUUUUCGCAGGAUUUAAAUAAUAUUGAUGAGCAGUUGCCUUUCGUUUUCACCGAAUGCUUCAGGGUUAUGUUCUCAGUCACAGGAAUCAUAUUCCUAAUAGCCAUUGUGAAUAUUAAUUUCUUGUUGUAUGCAUUUAUAUUCUUCAUAAUUCUGUAUAUCUUGAGGAAAUUGUAUCUACCCACGGGAAGAAGUCUAAAGCGACUAGAAGCAGCAACGCGAAGUCCGAUGAUAGGUCACCUAAACGCCUCCUUAGAAGGGCUCACAACGAUCAGAGCGUACAAAGCUCAAGACAUAUUAACAGAUGAGUUCGACAGACAUCAAGACUUAUUCAGUUCUGCUCAUUACACUGCUCUUUGCACCACGAGAGCUUUCGGAUUCAUCAUGGAUUUUCUUGUAUCUGUGUUCAUUGUGGCUGUUGUGGCCAAGUUUAUUUUUUCAGACACAGGUACUAGUGCAGGUAACGUUGGUCUAGCUUUGACGCAAGUGUUUAUGUUGGCUGGUCAUGUCCAGUGGGGCAUAAGGCAAUGGGCAGAAUUAGAAAACUUGAUGACGUCUGUUGAGAGAGUAUUGGAAUAUACGGAUAUCAAAACGGAAACUACUGAAGGAAGAGAGGAGGACAACUGGCCAAGUAAAGGCAAAGUAGUCUUCGACAAUGUCUCUCUAACCUACGGAAACAACGAACUGGUACUGAAGCACCUCAAUUUCAAAGUGGAGCCCAAACAGAAGAUCGGUAUCGUGGGCAGGACAGGAGCUGGUAAAUCUUCGAUUAUUGCUACGUUAUUUAGACUCUACGAUGUAGAUGGACGAAUCGUUAUCGAUGGAGUCGAUAUAAAGACACUUUCUUUGAAGUUUUUGAGAAAAAGGCUUGCUAUCAUCCCUCAAGACCCAGUGCUAUUCACUGGAACAAUCAGGACCAACCUGGAUCCCAUCGGAGAGUUCACCGACCAAGAUCUGUGGAACGCUUUGGAGAAAGUUAGCCUGAAGGAAUCUAUCACAAGUCUAGAAACAAAAAUCACUAGUCACGGUUCUACUUACAGUUCAGGCCAAAAGCAGCUGAUCUGUUUGGCCCGAGCAAUUUUGAGGAAAACCAAACUGGUGGUGCUGGAUGAAGCUACUGCAAAUAUGGAUCAUGAAACGGAUGCGUUGCUUCAUAAUACCAUAAAAGAGAACUUCGCUGAUUGUACAGUAUUUACGAUCGCCCAUAGACUUCAUUCGAUUUUAGAGUGUGACAAAGUGAUGGUUUUAGAUAAGGGAGAAAUCAAAGAAUUUGACGAUCCGAUGAGUUUAUUGGAGAAUAAAAAUGGAAUAUUCCACAAGAUGGUCAAGCAAGCUGGUCUACUUAACUAUCUGAAUUAAACUGUGUGGUUGUACAUACAAAUAAUAAUAAAUUAAUUUUACAUACAAA